This is a messenger RNA of Clupea harengus (Atlantic herring), 1447 nucleotides long. RefSeq names its product toll-like receptor 12. Lineage: Eukaryota; Metazoa; Chordata; Actinopteri; Clupeiformes; Clupeidae. The record is from RefSeq and is a predicted model, not a curated record. Gene Ontology annotation, cellular component: extracellular matrix. Gene Ontology annotation, molecular function: protein binding.
UACUUUUUCAGUUCCCCUUCUGCAUCUUACAGUUUUGUCACAUACUUGAUGUCAACGUUUGCAGAGGCACAGAUGUCAGGACUGUCCAUGCGACUGAACGACGAAUCUAAUUCUAAUCCUAACUUCAGCUGGGUGCUUUUGUCAUAGUAUCUACACCUUAAUCCUCAGUGGAACUUUCGAGUAAUGAGCCACCUCUGCGUGAGUAAAGCAUUUGAAUUGAGAAGUGAAGAAGUAUGAAUACAGUCAAGAGGAAACAUUUUCUUAUAUAAAUUUGAAGUUGGGUUGUCACAGCAAUAGACGAAAGCAUAGGUGAGUGAGGACAUUUUGUUGGCGCACUGUAAAAAAACGAAAAUCCCUCAUCAUGAGUUAUGUGUGUGGCUUGCCAGUUGGUAAACUCUCCACCAUUUGGCUGCUGGUGACUCUCAGUCUCUGGGGAAAACUGUCUGCUUACAUUGCCCGACACUGUGAGAACUUUGACAAGGAGCAACUCACUGACAUGGGGAAUACCGUCCCGUGCUGGCAUGGGCCUGAUCUGUGGCCGUAUGCCGAAUGCAAUGUGACCAAUCUGAAAAAAGACCUCACGGAGGUGAAGCCGGGCAUCAAGACACUCUGCGUCCAUCAGAACGACUUGAUCAUUCACCACAGGGCUUUCUCUCGUUUCCCCUCACUAAAGCAUCUCCAUAUCACGGGAUUUCACAUCAAGAGGGUUGAGUCCGGCGCCUUUACUGGUCUGCCAAACCUCACGAGUCUAUUUCUUCAGUUUCAUGACGCCGCGUGGAGGGACGUUUCUUUGGACCCUGGGGUGUUUGAAGGUUUGGAGCAUCUAGAGGGGCUGGACAUAAGUGGUUUAAAGUUGCCUGGUGUUUCAAAUGAAAUCUUCAAACCCCUGCUAGGGCUUGCAAACUUGCACUUGUGGAGAAUUGGUUCAACCGACCUUGGAGAGGUUUUCUGCCUGCUCCCCAUUGGUAUGUCAAAUCUGCACAAUCUGACGCUGGACGAGAGCCACAUCACAGCUAUCAAAAACCAAGGUUGCGCCACGGGCACGAAGGAGUGGCCCACUGCUGUUCUGUCUCAAGUAAAAGUGCUCAGUCUACUAGGGACGCCUGUUGCCACCAUAGAGACAGACUCUCUGAAAAUGUUCCAGAAUCUCUCUAGUCUCUCUUUGACUUUUCGAGGAAAGUCAGUUAGCACAAUCUGGGAAUCUGGAAUUGGGCAGGUGAUGGAACUUCAGCUGAGUGGGCAAGUUGUUGAAAAACUGCAUGUUGACUUCAAGAGCCUCGGUCACCUAGUGUGUCACCUGGGAUUGAAGUCACUUACACUAAACAAUGUCCAGGCUGAGACAUUAUCUGCUACAGAUAAUAACGAAACAUGUAUAAAACAAUUAGAAAAUUUUCUUCCAAUUCCUUUCGGAGAUGAGCAGCAAGAGGCUCAAGUCCUGGGAGAUUGA